GAGGAAAAGUCACAGUAUUCGACUUUCGGUAGUUCGAAAGCAUACGAAAAAAAAAACACUGAUAGAUGAGUGGAGGUUUCGUUCUCUGUGACUCACACGCGUGAAAAGUGAGCAUUAUCUUAUCGAAUGCGAAAGGCGAAGUUAACUUGGCCUGGAUUCUGUUUAAUUCGUUGUGAACCAGUGACCGGCAAAGUAUUGCGUAUUUCGUUAGUUCGUGAUCUUGAACCAGGAAAAAAUGGCCGAAACAGUUCGCCUAGAUUGGAGUAAUCUGCUUCGCUCGCGCAAACAGCGUCUAAUACUGGCACAAGUGGUUACCGGUGUUGUCAUUCUUGGAGUUGAUUUUCCGAGGCCAAUCUAUCGGCAUAGUUCUUCCGUAGCAGAUUUUUUUCUGUUUUUUGUCGCACUCACAGCCACCCUUCUAAGCGUGGUUAGACUGGUUGAUGAGCUGCAGCUAGAUCAUCCGAUUAGGAAAGUUUUUGGAGCGGCUUUGUGGUUCCAGUCGGAGCUCCGAUUUACCGGUUUGGCUGCUGUUAUAUUGCACUGCUCGGCGUGGGCGGUGCUGCUGGCAACAAUCGGAUACGUUUGGUAUCCGGCGCUGAGUAUUAUUGGAAUUAUUUUCGGCUGGGCAGCCAGCAUUCUGUACUUGAUCAAUUGGUGGUGGCUUUUCCGGGAGAGACACGUUGUAAGAGGGGAUAAUGGUGAGGAGACAGUAGAAACAGCGGAUAACGUGGAGGAAGGAAAAUAUUUGGCAGUAAAUUUGGCAUCUGUUCCCCUGGUUGGACAGAUUGGGCAACCCGAAAAGGAGGCCAAAUUUCCACGAACCGUGGAACCUAACAACUACAUUUAAAAGGGACUGCAAUGCCAUACUAGUUGUUCACUAUUCUAUUUUAAGCAUAAUUUUAUAUACCAUACCUACACACUGUUUAAAACGAUCAAAGCUAGAGUAUCACUCGCUACUAUUAACAAAAUAAAAAUAAAAAUUCAUAUGAUAGUUACAUGUACAUAUCCGUUGAGCUGUUGACCUUCUGUUAAAUUAAACUACGCGUCAGUAGGCCAUGAAAUAAAAAUAAUAAAAAUAAAAAAUCAAUCGUGUA
Messenger RNA from Wyeomyia smithii (pitcher-plant mosquito), 1094 nucleotides. RefSeq lists its product as uncharacterized. The record is from RefSeq and is a predicted model, not a curated record. The coding region runs from base 236 to 847 and encodes 203 amino acids. The transcript is spliced from 2 exons. Lineage: Eukaryota; Metazoa; Arthropoda; Insecta; Diptera; Culicidae.